CUGAGAGACAGCAGCUGCCUGUGACCUUUACCUGUGACUUUGAUUCUAACUAAAGCCUGGAUUGAUUUCUUACUGUACCAACUCCAAGAAUAAGGUCAGCAUAACUGAUUGACUGUUCUAACCAUUGGUUCAGUACUGGAAUCUUCAUCCUUCAGAGCUUCACUCAUUAUGUCCAUCCAGUCCUACCCCAAAGGGGCAUAUGCCUCUCUGAUGAGAUCCCUGAGGGAGUUAGAUCUUUGCGGUCACUGUGUUCCUAGUGAGCUGCUCCUGAUUGGAGAACAUGCUUUCCCUUUAGCAAUGAACAGCCGAGGCCAGGUCAUUAUGGCAGCUUCUCUGUACGGCUGUGGAAGGAUUGUAGUUCUGGGUCAUGAAGGCUACCUGACCACCUUUCCUGCUCUGGUAGAGAACGCUCUGACCUGGCUGAGAGGAGAUGGAUCUGAAAACAUCUCUGUGGGGUUGCACAACAGUGUCAAGUCAGUCGCUGAUAACCUGAGAAGAUGCAGCUUCCAAGUAGAAGUUGUGGGGGCCUUUAGUGACAACCCAGGAGUUGGUGUGUAUGUGACAGAUGCCUACAGUGUGGGUUCAGACCCAAAAGACCUGGUGGGAUUUCUGAAAGCUGGAGGAGGAGUGCUGAUAGGGGGACAGGCGUGGAGCUGGGCUUCAAGUCACCCUGAGGAGAACACGCUGCUGCUGUUUGAUGGAAAUAAGGUGUCAAGUGUUGCUGGGAUCUACUUCUCUGAUAAUCUGGGUGAAGUAGAAAACAUCCCUGUCUUCCCUCAGAUUCCAUCCUCCUGGAAGGCCUUGAGGGUCGCUAAGGAUUUUCAGGACGACUUAGAGUUCUUACUGGAGGGGAUUUCAGAGUUUGAUCUCCUGAAUGGUGUAGUAGCUUCUGAGGUUAUGGUCCAUGGCCCUCUUGCCUUCCCUAUCGGUACCACUGAGGAUAGACGAGCAUUUCUGGCUGGAGGCUACUAUGGACUAGGACGUGUUGUUGUGAUCACACAUGAAGGACUUCUGAGACGAGAGACUCUUGGUCCAUUUUGGAACAAUGCCAUUCACUGGUUGGACGAAGGCCGGAACGGGGUCGUUGGUGUAGUGCCAGAUCUCAACGAUGCCUUCAACCUCUUCUCCAAGUCAGACUUUCACUGUGAGAAGACAAAGUUCAGGAAAGACCUGAGUGUGUUUGUGUGCACAGCGUACAGCAAUGAGCAUGUGGAGGAAAUCCAAGACUUUGUAGCAGAGGGAGGAGGCCUGCUGAUUGGUGGACAUGCCUGGUACUGGGCUCAGACACACCAGGGGGGAAACACCUUGACAGAGUUCUCAGGAAACAAAAUCCUAAACAAAAUGGGCUUGAGUCUGCUGGAAAACAGAAUAUAUGAAGGUUCCUACGAGGCCCCAGAGCCCAGCCAGGCCAUCAAAGAUAACUACCACUUCCGCCAUCUUCUGCACCGCUUCGCUGAACAUGUAACUGAGGGACAAGAACUUACAGGACAUGAAGAGGAAUAUCUUAAAAGACUGAGUGAAGACUGUACCAAUUAUUUGCACAUGGAUGCUCAUGACUCCUCCUGCUAUACUCAGGUUGUGUCCACUCUCUCUACCAUCUUCAAGAUAACUGGCAUGCCACAGGUGAGUGAGAACUGCCCUGUGAAGAGUCCCAGAGAUCACCUGCUCCUCAGUGUGGGGUCAGAGGUGUAUAAGGUUUGUCCAGAUCCUGAUGCCCUCCUGCCCUACCUGAUCAACAAUAACCCACUGAUGCUAGUUGUCUAUAACCAAAGGAUCCAGAUUGAUGUUAAUACAACAGGAGGGGAGGAGUGGAUCAGUACAGGUCUCUACCUCUCUCCUGCAAUGAAGACCUACAUGUCCAUGCCAGCAGAGAUUGUCAACAAGGGAUGGAAGGUUCAGAUAGGCUGCCAGACAGACCAACUGAAUGCUGAAGAGUUGAAGAGAGCACCAUGUGUUCAUGAGCGAUUUCCUGUUACCUCAGACAUGAUGCAGGUGUGGAACCUGUGGGGGGGACUCAUCUACCUGGUGGCACCUCCCAAAACUCAAGUGAAGGGUCCAGAAGUGACUGUGCAGAUGGCUGUACCUGCACCAUACUAUAAAUCUGGUGUGACAACAGCAGCUGAUUGGUCGUUGCUGCGCACAGCUCCUUCACCCUGGGCAGAGUUGGAGUUUGACAACGUCAUCCUCACUGUACCAUCAGAUGUUGUCAGGGCCCUGGAACGUCCUGAUGAGGUGGCAACGCUCUGGAAUGACAUCAUGAGGAGUAUUGCUGAUCUUGCUGCCAUCCCACACAAAUUUCCUUGCAAAGAGCGUUUUGUAACUGAUGUGCAGAUUUCUCAUGGUUGGAUGCAUUCAGGUUAUCCUAUCAUGGCACACAAGUCCACAGCAGCUGAGCUGGUCAGUGUGGACCAUAUGAAGAGUAAAGGUCUGUGGGGUCCCAUCCAUGAACUGGGACACAACCAACAGAGAAGCUGCUGGGAGUUCCCUCCACACACCACAGAGUGUACAUGCAACCUGUGGUCAGUGUAUGUGCAUGAAGAUGUGCUAGGGAUCGACAGGACAAAGGCUCACCCAGCUCUGACCUUAGAAAACCGAAACAAAAGAGCUGAAGACUAUGCUGAGGGUGGCAAGAAUCUCAGCACCUGGAGCAUGUGGGUUGCUCUGGAGACAUAUAUGCAGCUCCAGGAGAGGUUUGACUGGGAUGCCAUUAAGAAGGUGUUUGCUGCUUACCACAACAUGAGCAACUUCCCCAGUGGCAACAAAGCAAAGAUGAAUCUGUAUGCUGAAACUUUCUCCCAGACUGUGGGGAUGAACCUGACUGGAUUCUUCAAGGCCUGGGGUUGGCCCAUAGAAACAUCCACUGAGGAGAAACUCAACAACCUCCCUCCCUGGAGUGAUCACCCCAUGGUCCAGUAUGACUGACCUUGAGCUUGUGGCCAAUUAAAGAAAAAUGUUCAUUUGGAAAAUUUCUUGAAUGAUAUUGUGGAAUAUUUUGAUCUAAUUCAUAGCCACAUAAUAGAAACUUGCCAAUUACGUAGGCUGUGUGCAUUAAUAAAAUAAAAUAUGGCUGUUAUUUCUGCAUGUUAAUAGUUACAUACAAUCACUAAUAAACUUGGUGCUGGCAGAUUUCUUCAA
Molecule: messenger RNA, 3135 nt
Organism: Mugil cephalus (flathead mullet)
Lineage: Eukaryota; Metazoa; Chordata; Actinopteri; Mugiliformes; Mugilidae
Product: TRPM8 channel-associated factor homolog
Exons: 13
Coding region: 169-2922 (917 amino acids)
Source: RefSeq, a predicted model, not a curated record